Didymodactylos carnosus is the source of this 411-nucleotide messenger RNA. The record is from the annotation of a GenBank genome assembly. Lineage: Eukaryota; Metazoa; Rotifera; Eurotatoria; Philodinida; Philodinidae.
AUGAUUUCGGAUUUUCUCGUUCAACAUCCGAGUGGACCGUUUUGUGAGCUUAGUGAAGAUGAAUGGAAACAAGCGGUUGCAAAAUAUACGUCAUUAAGUGACGAUGAUGAUGUUAAUUAUCUUCGUCGAACAGCAACAAUUAGUAUUAAUAUCGGAACAGACGUAGGAUAUCGUAGGUCAGGAUUCGAGCAAUUCCUGAAAGGAUUCGACCAUAGCCUAGUUCCAGUUCCGCUUCCGUUGGCUCCAAGCACCACUGGACCAGCGCUUUCUGUUCCAGCUGUCGCUCCAAAAAUUCAUCAUACUAGCAAGGAGAAACCCCGGGAUUAUAGUCAAAACCCGAAAGCAAACCACCCCAACUCCGGGAAACCCCGUCGCGAUUCGUUUCUGCACUGGUUACAACGCCAUUCUUGA